UGCUGUGAGCAGCGUCAGUUGCUGCGCGACGCUCAAGUAGAGCACAAGACACAGAGAUCGAAACGAGCAAAGCGCAACGAAUCAACGAAAAUGGAAAUGUGGAAAAUGCUUCGGCUGCUGCCAAAUUGUGGACAGCGACAACGACAGCUCAUGUUGUUGUUAUUUUUCUGUUGUCUCUGCUACUUGACCCAGCACUCUGAGGCCUGGCGACCAUGUCCGGAGCUGAGCACCGCUCUGCGUUUGCCAUGCAGAUGCAAUGUGGUGCCUUUUGCGGCAACCGGACAACUGGGCGCCGUGGCCAUGGACUGCGAUCGCGUUGUCUUUCACAGCGAUGCACCACAGCUGCCAUAUGGAGCGCCCAUCGUGGCAUAUACGCAACGUCACAGCGGCCAACAAACAUUGCCCGCCCAGACAUUUGGACAGUUGAAGUUGCCCAUUGAGGAGCUGGACUUGUCCAACAAUCUGAUACGUCGCAUUCCCGACAAGGCUUUCGUUGGCCUCAAGGACUCCCUUAACGAGCUGCGCUUGGCCAACAAUCUGCUGGGCGAUAAUCUGAAUCCCAUCUUCUCCACCGCCGAGCUGCACAGCUUGAAAAAUCUGCGACUGCUCGACUUGUCGGGCAACAAGAUCAAACUGGUUGAGGAGGGUGUGCUCAAAGGCUGUGUGGACCUCAAGGAGUUCUUCAUGGAUCGUAAUAGUCUCACCGAGGUGCCAGUUAAUUCGCUGAAUGGUCCAACUGCUCUGCGACAUCUUUCACUGCGUCAGAAUUACAUAACAACUCUGCAUCGUGAUGCGUUUAGUUCGCAAUCGCAGCUGGAGAUCAUUGAUCUGCGAUACAACACAUUGCGCAGCAUCGAUAGCCAAGCGUUCCAUGGACUGCGCAAGAUACGCGAAAUUAAGCUGGCUGGCAAUCGUCUUAGCAAUCUGAACAGCGAUGUCUUUGAGAAGUUGCCAACGCUGCAGAAACUGGAUCUCUCCGAGAACUUCUUUGGUCAGUUUCCCACUGUGGCAUUGGCGCAAAUACGCGGACUGAAGACUUUGAAUGUCUCCUCCAACAUGCUCCAACAAUUGGACUACACGCACAUGCAAGUUGUGAAAUCGCUGGAGACUUUGGAUCUAAGCCGCAACAGCAUUACGAGCAUUCCACCGGGCACAUUCCGCGAUCAGACUGCACUCAAAUACCUCGAUCUGAGCCUCAACUCGCUGCGCACAAUCGAGGACGAUGCUUUGGAGGGUUUGGAGAACUUGCAAACGCUCAUCAUCAAGGACAACAACAUUCUGCUGAUUCCAGGCAGCGCUUUGGGUCGCCUGCCACAGCUCAGCUCGCUGCAAAUGGACUUUAAUCGCGUGGCCGCGUUGUCGGCUGAAAUUCUCGGCUCAGUGCAAGCAGGCGACAUUACCACGCUCUCGCUCUCUCGCAAUGUGAUACGUGAACUCCCUCCUGGCAGCUUCCAAAUGUUCAGCAGCCUGCACACUCUCGAUCUAGCUGGCAACUCGUUGGCCAUGAUCAAUGCGGAUACUUUUGCGGGCUUGGAGAGCACGCUGAUGCAGCUGAAACUUUCACAGAACAAACUCAGCGGCUUGGGCGGUAUGCCAUUGGUGUUGCCAGAGCUGCGCAGCUUGGAUCUGAACAACAACAAUCUUGGCGAGAUUUCACCAAACAUUUUCACAGAACUGGAGAAUCUGCAAUCGUUGAAUCUGAGUGGCAAUCAUCUGGCUCCCCUCACUCCAAUGCUAUUCAAACCUUUGAGUCGGCUGCAGAUCAUUGAUCUGAGUCAUUGCAGCAUACGUCAGCUGAGUGGCGAUGUGUUGGCUGGUCUGCAGGAUCUGAAGCACAUUUACUUGGCAGGCAAUCAGCUGCAGGAGUUGCAGGAUGGCAGCUUCCUCAAUCUGUGGAACAUUAGCUUCAUUGAUCUGUCCGACAAUCGUAUCAAUUCCAUACGCGCCGGCGCCUUUGUCAAUGUGAUGCAGCUGAAACGUUUGGAUCUGCAUGGCAAUCAGCUGUCUGCCUUUAAGGGGGAGUUCUUCAACACGGGCACAGGCAUCGAAGAGCUGGACAUCUCACACAAUCAACUGAGCUAUCUGUUUCCUUCCUCCUUCCGCAUUCACCCGAGAUUGCGUGAAAUACGCGCUGCCCACAACAAGUUCUCAUUCUUCCCCGCUGAGCUCAUCACAACGCUGCAAUAUCUGCAACACAUUGAUCUGUCCCACAAUCAGCUAAAGACCAUCGAUGAACUGGACUUUGCCCGACUGCCACGACUGCGGGUGCUGCUGCUGGCCGACAAUCAACUGGAUAUGGUCAGUGAAAUGGCAUUCCACAACUCGACACAACUGCAAAUUGUCGAUCUGUCCAACAACAAUCUGGAUCGCAUUGGCGAACGCACCUUCGAGGGUCUCGUGCGUCUCGAGCAGCUCAACCUGGAACACAAUCGCCUCUCGGAGCUGUCCGAUGGUGUCUUUGAGCACUCCAAGCUGCACAUGCUGGAAAAUAUUAAUCUGGCGCACAAUCGCUUCGAGUAUGCGCCACUCAAUGCGCUACAGCUGCGUCAAUUCUUUGUCUCCUCGGUGGAUCUGAGUCACAAUCGUAUUCGUGAACUGCCUAAGGAUGAUGGCAUCAUGAUGAACAUCAAGAGCAUUGAUUUGUCCUUCAAUCCUCUCACUCCACAAGCAGUGCACAAUGUGCUCAACGAGCCCAAAACGGUCAGGGAAGUGAAUCUUGCCGGCACGGGCAUUCAGGAGCUGCAGCUGCUGGAAACUCCUUUCCUGCAAUCGCUGAAUCUGUCGCACAACAAGCUGCGCAACAUCAAGUCCGAGGUGUUCCAACGCGUCACGCUGCUAGAAUCUCUGGAUCUGUCCAGCAAUGAGCUGCUUUCGCUGAGCGAUCUCUCACUCGCCUGGCCACAGCUGCAGGUGCUCCAGGAACUGGAUGUGUCCAACAACAGCUUCGAACUCAUCUCACAAUCCAACUUUGCACAGCUGGAAAUGUUGCGCAGCCUGCGCUUGAAUCACUUGCCGCUCUGCAGUCGCAUCGAGAAGAAUGCCUUCCGCACGCUCCCGAAUCUGGCCACGUUGGAGGCUUAUGAUCUGCCGCUGUUGGGCUAUCUGGAUCUGCAAGGUAUCAUGGAACUACUGCCGGGAUUGGAGAUGCUAGACAUUGAGGUCAAGGAUGGCACAAUUGGCAGCGAACAAAUACAACCGCUGAAGCAUCCACGGCUUAGCUCGCUUGGCAUACGUGGCGAGCGUUUGAAAUCCAUUUCCUCGGGUACCUUGGCGGGUCUCAAGAGCAGCGAGUUGACGAUCAAACUCCAGAACACCUCGCUGACUGCCUUGCCACCUGCGCUACUGUUCCCCGUGCCACGCUCCUCACAUCUGACACUCAAUGUGCAUGGCUCCAAGAUUGGCGCGCUGGUGCCGCAGUUCCUAAACGCUCUGGAGGAUCGUCGUGCCAGCCUGCAGUUGCAGGGUCUGGAAAGUAAUCCCAUCAACUGCAAUUGCGAAGCACGCGCGCUGCGUCGUUGGCUGCCUAACUCAGGCAUGCCAGACUUGACUUGUCACGAGCCGCCUUACAUGGCCGGGCGCAAGCUCAUCGAAGUGGGCGACGACGAACUCACCUGCGAUCCACGACGAAUGACUUCAACGACGCCGGCUUCACGUCCCUCCACGCCGCUGCUGCAAAAGAGCUCCAGCCAACUGGUGACACGCACCAGCAGCAGCGCCACCACCGAGGAACCGCUCAUCAUCUGGAGUCUGGAGCCCACACAGCCGACGAUAAUGAAGAUUAAGACAAAGGCGCCGCUGAUGAAGGCCCAAGCGCCCAUCAUUGGCAACGAUGAUACUUUGAUCAUUGGCAUCGUUGGUGGUGUGGUCGCCUUCAUAGCCAUACUCAUCAUCAUCAUUUGUAUUAUACGACUGCGCAUGAGCAACGCCGAGUAUCAGCAGAGUGCCGCCAUGAUGGGCAUGCCAUCGGCCAUGCAAAUGGGCGCUCACAAUGCCGCCUACAAUUACAAGUCGAGUGGCGGAGCGCCGACAGCAGCUCUGUACGCUGUGCCACCAUAUCAGGCGAAUUACGCAACGCUGCCGCACAAGGCGGCCUCCAUUCAUCAGUCCACACAGAAUCUGUCUCAGCGCCAGCAACAGGCUGUGCAACAAGCGGCAGCUGCUCAACAGGCAGCAGCUGCUGUUGCCGCCUACUCGACCAUGUCACGCAUGUCGUACUUCAGUGGAGCUGGAGCGGGAGCGGGAGCUGGCGGCGAUGGUGCUGAGAGUUUAUCACAGCACCAACAGCAGCAGCAUCAACAUCAACCAUACAUUAUUUAUUCGGAUGACAAGGCAUAUAGAUAAACACGUUGUAGAGAUUGCUUAGUCAAAUCUGUAGAUCAUCCUCACUUUUCUCCAUCUAUCUCAGUCAAAUCAGCAGAACAGGUUCUACACAAUAAUAAUAUUAAUAAUGAUAAUAAUAUAUGAAUAUGAAUAACAAUAAUAUUCAUUGUCAGCUUAUGUUGUAUAUAGACUUAGUACACUCUUAUCUGUAUCGUAUCUGUAUCUUAACAAUUAAUUAAGUCGAAAUAUAACGCGUAUGCGUAAUAAACAAAUUAUAGUAUAAUAA
Molecule: messenger RNA, 4606 nt
Organism: Drosophila albomicans
Lineage: Eukaryota; Metazoa; Arthropoda; Insecta; Diptera; Drosophilidae
Product: protein artichoke
Exons: 7
Coding region: 91-4341 (1416 amino acids)
Molecular function (GO): protein binding
Source: RefSeq, a predicted model, not a curated record